Molecule: messenger RNA, 6618 nt
Organism: Phycodurus eques (leafy seadragon)
Lineage: Eukaryota; Metazoa; Chordata; Actinopteri; Syngnathiformes; Syngnathidae
Gene: hipk1b
Product: homeodomain interacting protein kinase 1b
Exons: 19
Coding region: 1983-5477 (1164 amino acids)
Biological process (GO): smoothened signaling pathway; intrinsic apoptotic signaling pathway in response to DNA damage by p53 class mediator; peptidyl-threonine phosphorylation
Cellular component (GO): cytoplasm; PML body; nucleus
Molecular function (GO): protein tyrosine kinase activity; ATP binding; protein serine/threonine kinase activity
Source: RefSeq, a predicted model, not a curated record
UGCGCCAACUUUCAUGAUUCUGGCUAAAAUCCCUACCAUUAUAGGGCGAUGGAAUCCAAUGCCCUAUCUCGCAACAUCUUUUGUAUUUCACGAGACCCAAUUGGACGUCAAACAUUUAACGAGUAAACAUUAAUGCACCAUAAAUUGGAAGUUGGGUAAUAAAAUGAAACGAGAUAAACAAAGCAACUUUAUACAUCACUAAAUGUAUACUACUCAUUCUAGUCAUGUGAAAAUAGAUAUAAUGUUUUCAUGAUAUGUUCAUUUUCAUUAUUACACAUCCUUUUCAAGGUGACUUAGCAGCAGUGGGGCUGCAUCCUGUAUUGACAACCUACCACUGAAUACUAUGAUGAGGCGAAACUAAACAUUUACGGUUUCACAGUCAUAACGGCCCUCUGAGGGAAACCGUACCAACAAUGUGGCCCACGGGGAAAAUUAGUUUGACACCCCUGACUUAUGGCAAAAAGUGGCACCCUGGCUGGGAAAAACAUAAUGACAUCACCCCGCUGUCCAUCGCCAGGCAUGACCAAUCAAACCAAGUUUGUUUGGAUUGUGUAAAUUGAUUAUUCAUGCUUGGAGAGUAAGACGCAUUGAAUGCUGGGUUGCUAUGUUAGCGUAGCAAGUUAAACAGAGCCAACCCAAUACCUGCACAUGAAAAUAACAACAGAAACACCAUGGUGUUAUACAGUCCCCUCCAAAUGUAUUGGAACAGCAAGGUAAAUUCCUUUGUUUUUGUUGUAUACUAAAGACAUUUGGGUUUCAGAUCAAAAGAUAACUAUGAGGCAAAAGUUCAGAAUUCCAGCUUUUCAUGGUAUUUACAUCUAGGUGUGUUAAACAACUCAGGACAGAACCUUUCAAACCUUUUGUUUGAACCCACCCACUUUUCAAGUGAGGAAAAGUAUCGGAACAUGUGACUGAUGGGUGUUUCUAGUUGCUCAGGUGUUGCGUUUGAGAUUGAUUGUUUAAACCAGGGGUUUCAAACUAAUUUUUGUCCCAAGCCACAUCGUAGUUAUGACUGCCCUCGGAGGGCCGCUACAACUGUGAACCAAUAUAGAUGAAAGAUUACCUGUAAUUACAUACAGUAUACACAACACAUUGAUGAAUAGCCAGUUCUGAAAUCAGAAGCCUAUAAAACAUGUUUUUCCACUAUUACAUUUCUUUUCAAAGGUCGAUUGGUAACAAAAAAAUGCUUGCAAUGGUGUUACAGCUGAACACAAUGAGCGAUUUUGAUUUGCUUUCGCGGGCCACAUAAAAUGAUGUGGCGGGCCGGAUCUGGUCCUCGGGACACAAGUUUGACACCUGUGGCUUAAACAUAGUGCUUGUUUUUGGCUUUGGGUUUCCCCUGUGAAAACUGCAUUUGCUGUUAAGCAAACAUGAAGACCAGAGAGCUGUCUAUGGGAGAAAAGCAAACCAUUUUGAAGCUGAGAGAAGACGGAAACUCGAUCAGAGCUGUUGCACAACAUUGGGCAUAGCCCAUACAACAAUUUGGAAUGUCCUGAAAAAGAAAUAUGGUGUACUGAGCAACAGACAUCGAUCGAACAGGUUAGCCAAGGGUAUAAACAGCAGUUGAUGACAGAAACAUUGUGAGAGCUGUGAAGAAACACCCAAAGACAACAGUCUGUGACAUCACUGCCAACCUCCACAAGGCAGGGAUGAAGGUAUCACAAUCCACUGUUCGAAGAAGACUUCGAGAGAAAAAGUAUACAGACUGUACCACAAGAUCCAAACCACUUAUCAGCAAAAAGAAUCCGAAGGCCAGAUUGGAUUUUGCAAAGAAGUACAGAGAUGAGCCACAAAAGUUUUGGAACAAAGUUUUAUGGAUUAAUGAGACCAAGAUUAACCUCCACCAAAAUUAUGGAAAGGCCAAAGUAUGGAGAAAGAAAGGAACUGCGUAUGAUCCAAAACACACAAGCUCAUCUGUGAAGCAUGGUUGAGAAAAAUGCAUCCAAACUAAUCGGGAGAAGCUUCCAUCAUGCAACAAGCCAAUGACCCAAAACACUGCCAACACAACAAAGGACUUCAUCAGGGUUAUGACGUCUCAGCUGCAAGUCUUCUCACCUCCGUCCAUUUCCUCCAGUGCCUUUUGCCGUGUCAAGAAGCUGAAGGUGGAGAACAAUGUUUGGGAUGUGUCCACGACUGAAGCGUACAGCUCCAUAGCGGGCCAGUCAGCGUAUACCUUUACCCCAGCCAUGGCUGUCCCGCCCUUUGCGUCGUCCCUAGUCUUCCCCCCAACAGCGCCCGGAUCUCGGGGUCAAGUGGUGGUUCGGGCAGCUGAUAGCACCGGUAGUCUUCCUCGAGGUUCCAAUCGGCGUGUCACCGAGCACGCAACAUCCUCCUCCUAUGCUCAUGUCGAGACGGCCUCAGAAACGAGAGGACACCGGCAUGGGCAGAAGAGAAAGAUGGAGGAGACCAAUGAGGGCAGCGGCUGUGGCAGUGUGCAAAUUCUAGAGGAGCUCUCAGCACCAGCAGCGACAUUCUCCACUCGCACGGGCGGUGGCGGAGGAGGUGGCACAGACCAGUCCAUACCUCACUCGGCUCCAACCACCAAAAGCAGUAGCUCCAAUGGUGAAGGCGACUAUCAGCUCGUGCAGCACGAGAUCCUCUGUUCUGUGUCCUGCAGCUACGAAGUUUUGGAGUUCUUAGGGAGAGGCACCUUUGGACAAGUGGCCAAGUGCUGGAAGAGGGGUACUAAUGAGAUUGUGGCGAUUAAGAUUCUAAAGAACCAUCCUUCAUAUGCUCGCCAGGGACAAAUUGAGGUGGGCAUCCUGAACAGGCUGAGUGCGGAGAAUGCGGAUGAGUACAACUUUGUGCGCUCCUAUGAGUGCUUUCAGCACAAGGGUCAUACGUGCUUGGUGUUUGAGAUGCUCGAGCAGAACCUGUAUGACUUCCUAAAGCAUAGCAAGUUCAGCCCGCUGCAUCUGCGGCACAUUAGACCAAUCCUGCAACAGGUGGCCACGGCACUGAUGAAGCUCAAGAGCUUGGGACUGAUUCAUGCUGACCUCAAGCCUGAAAAUAUUAUGCUGGUGGACCCUCUCAGGCAGCCCUACAGAGUAAAGGUCAUCGACUUUGGAUCUGCAAGCCACGUUUCCAAGGCUGUGUGCUCAACAUACUUGCAGUCUCGCUACUACAGGGCUCCUGAGAUCAUUUUAGGUCUGCCCUUCUGUGAGGCUAUUGAUAUGUGGUCUCUGGGCUGUGUGAUUGCUGAGCUCUUUCUGGGGUGGCCGCUUUACCCUGGCGCAUCCGAGUACGAUCAGAUCCGCUACAUUUCUCAGACUCAAGGCCUGCCAGCUGAGUACCUACUGAGUGCAGGCACAAAAACCAGCCGCUUUUUCAACCGAGGACCUGAUUCUAGCUACCCGCUUUGGAGGCUUAAGACACCAUCAGAACAUGAAAUGGAGAUGGGAAUAAAAUCCAAGGAAGCUAGAAAAUACAUCUUCAACUGUUUGGAUGACAUGAUGCAGGUCAACCUCUCAUCUCAUUUGGAGGGGACAGACAUGCUGGCUGAGAAAGCUGAUAGACGAGAGUUUAUAGAUCUCCUGAAGAGGAUGCUCCGCCUGGAUGCUGACAAGAGGAUUACGCCUACAAAGACUCUGGGUCACCCUUUUGUCACAAUGAGCCACCUCAUGGAUUAUCCACACAGCUCUCAUGUGAAGUCGUGCUUCCAGAACAUGGAGAUCUGCAAGCGCCGUAGCACCUACGACAACAACAAAUCUAUCUACUCCACCAAUGCAGUCCCCAGUGCUGCAGCAGGAAACCUGACUGUUACCUUCAGUAGCCAACUCAACCAGCAUAACCAGGUGCCUUCUGCGGGGGGAGCGGUGCCUUUGCUAAAUUAUCAACCAGCGUUGUACCAGCAGGCGACGAUCAACAUUCCCGGUCUGACGCAACAGAGUGUACCUAUCCCAGCGCGUCCUGCUGGGCUGUGUAGCCAGGCAGAACCCUUCCAGCAGACUCUGAUUGUUUGCCCACCUUCCACCAUUCAAGGGCUGCAGUCAUCAAGCAAGAACUCAAGUUUCCCUGUGAGGAUGGAUAACUCUGUUCCUAUAGUACCUCAGAAUCAGCCUGCGCAGUCUUUGCAGAUCCAGCCCAGCAUGCUCACGCAGGGUUCCUGUACACCUCUGAUGGUGGCCACCCUUCACCCACCCUCAUCAGGCAUAGCCUCGCAGUAUUCCCUACCAGUCGGGCUAGGUACCGGGGUGGGUCGGCCCACCCUCUUGGAGCACACAGCCACAGUGCUGCAGGCCUGGCCCACUGGAACUCAACAAAUCCUCAUUCCGUCGUCAUGGCAACAGGUCCCGAGCGUAGCCAUCCACAGCUCUGCUCACCAGGCAAAUAUUGCAGAGUCACCACAGGACUCCCAUCACACAGAUACCACCAUUCAGCAGGGACACAACUGGAGGAGCACAGCACAAACCAAAACUCAGCAGGAGCGGAAGAAGGUCAAAGCCAGGCGAGGAGAGAACAGAAACAGGGGUAUCUCGACUGCGUCGUUGCUCAGCACCAAUGGUGUGACGUCAUCCAGUCUCAUGGCCACUUUGUCGCAGCCCAUCGUCAUCUCAGACACUCCCAGCCCGGCGGUCAGCAUCAUAACAAUACACAGCGACACUGACACGGAGGAUGAGCGCAAGUUUCAUCCUGCCAGUGUUGCACUAAGCCAGCGCACCAAUGUUAUCAGCUGUGUGACUGUGCACGACUCCGACUCCUCUACCGCCAGCCCACUGACGCCGCGUCCCCGCGCACUUAACGCAGCCAGCACCGUUUCCUCUCGCCAGGCCAAGUCUCUGGCCGUGGUGGCGCCCUCAGUCAAAGUUCAGGCGCCCGAAAGAAUUGCGGCUACACGUAGCCGCCCAGAAACUGUGAACUACAUAAAACCCAAGAGAAUGUCUCAUCACCAGCCAAGUAGUUCGGGGGAGAGCCUGGAACAACACGGACUGAUGCUGAGCCAGUCACGCCCCUUAAACCUCAGCCAGGUCCAGCCUGUGGUGUCUUCAUCUCAGGAGCGCGCAGGGCCGCCCCACGCUGACUCAUCCUUGCGUCGCCAGCAGACCUUCCCUCCGGCCGCCUCAGCUCCGCACUACAACUUCCCCGAAGUGUCGGCCCUCGCCUCGGUGUCAGCCGCCGGGCCCGGCCUGUACACCUACCCGGCCUCCACCGCCCUCUCAUCCGCCUCUCAGGUCAUGGAGCAGCUGCUGGGCCGCGGCCACGCCGGCCACGCCGGCCACCCCGGCCACGCCGGCCACGCCGGCCACGGACACUCCCCCUCUGCUUAUGCAGCCACAUACACCGCCUCCUCGUCCUCCUCCAGGAGAGACUCGGCCAGCCGCAAGGAGUCGGUCAGCAGUCUGCUGCACGGUCUGCCGGCGGUCUACCAGCAGCAGUUCACUGCAGCCUCUCCUUACGUGAGCGUGACGCCGCGGGCCGAGGCGUACGGUGCCUACCAGCUGAGCCCCAGACGCCUCACGCAGUACCCCUACCUAUAAGAUUCUUCACAUAGCACCUCCAAGGGAUGACUGUCACUUAUCCGAUUGCUGCUUUUCAUCACAAGGCUUGUCCUCUCCAUUGAUUUUCCUUUAGAAAAUAGUAUCUGACGCCCAUAUUUUAGCCACUUCAUAUUAGGCGUUGUGGUCAUUGUUUCUUUGUGUGAAGAGAGACUCUCUGCUCCUGUCACAAGCUGCGACAAACCUUUAAGCCCCGUUUCCUGUGCUAGUGAAGGACUAGCAGACAGUAAUCCAGUGAGUCCCUGUGUUUUAGCUAACCUAAUAAUUGUACUUGACCCUCGUCUGUUUACGAACCAAUCUUGUCUUUUUGCUAUGUUUAAUUUAUGUUUUGACUGUGUACGGUGGGAAGAUGAGGGUGUGGAGUUUAAGCCGCGAAAGGUGGCCCAAAUGUGAUGGCUCAAUGUUAAUUUAAGUGCACAUGUGAUCGUGUGUUUAUGUAGUGACAGUGUUUUAGGCCAGAUGAACCAUGCAAUAGUUUUUUUUGAUUGUGUUCUUUUCUUUUUAACUGAAUGUAUUUAUGAAAUCCAGAUGAGUGAGUUUGUCAUGCUGAUAAAUGACAUGAAAAGCUUUUUGGGUUUGUUUCAAAAAGGGGGAGGAAAUUAUUCUGUUUCUCAAAAUAUAUAUCUUGUUUGUCAUAGCCACACCUAUUAAAUGCAAAAUCCGCUAGCCACUGUUAUUUAGGACCUCUUAAUAAUUGGUGUAAGGCAGGCCAGUUUUUAUGUAACAAAGAUAACGUUUGGAUACUUGCUUGCUGCAGUACCCAGUGACUGCUGAAUAUUAACAUAUAAUAUUUUAGUUGAUUACUUUGUCGUGUAAGAAGCUCCUAUCUGUCUUACAAGAAUUAGUUUUAAAAAAUUAAUGCCAACCAAAAUGUUGCAGAAGAGAGAGAUUUUCCUUCAGGUGACUGCAGUGAAAGUUCUAUUGCGACAGUGGGUUCUAAAAGCUUUUUAGUCGAUCCUUCCCCGUUGUGUUUGCAUCGUUUUGUGUUGUAAUGUCUUGAGUAUUUUACUGUAAUUUGACCUUAUUCUAGUAGUUAAAGAUGCUACUCGGUAGAACUAAUUCAGGGAAAUUAUUCUGCUCAAUAAUCCACCAUCACUGUUUGCAAUAAAAUAAAUACAAACGG